Messenger RNA from Anopheles bellator, 2121 nucleotides. It is a transcript of the gene Traf6, whose product is annotated as TNF receptor-associated factor 6. The transcript has 4 exons. The record is from RefSeq and is a predicted model, not a curated record. Gene Ontology annotation, biological process: protein K63-linked ubiquitination; tumor necrosis factor-mediated signaling pathway; regulation of canonical NF-kappaB signal transduction. Gene Ontology annotation, molecular function: protein binding. Gene Ontology annotation, cellular component: plasma membrane signaling receptor complex. Lineage: Eukaryota; Metazoa; Arthropoda; Insecta; Diptera; Culicidae. The coding region runs from base 81 to 1214 and encodes 377 amino acids.
GCAGCGCAAUCAGACGCAGAAAUUGUCUUCCGCAAUUUGUUCAGUUUUGUUUGUCCGUGCCCACGGAGCAUGUCUGCAAAAUGAGUAGUUUUGUGAAAAGGGAAGGAUCGGCGGAAGAAAAUUGUUUACAGGUGUAUCUGCCCGAGGCACGCUACGAGUGUCCCAUUUGCUACUGCUGGCUUAACGAGCCAAUUCUGACGAAAUGUGGCCACCGUUUCUGCCGUAAAUGCAUCACGUACUGGCUCAACAGCGAGAAGAACUCCAUCUGUCCGCUGGACAACGAGCCGCUCGACAUCGACAGCGACAUCUUUCCGGACAAUUGUACGCGGCGCGAAAUUUCGCAGAUCAAGAAACCGUGCCCGAACUGGGAGCGCGGCUGUGCGGACCAACUCUCACCCACCGAAAUCGACUCCCACCAGCAGCAGUGCCGGUUCGCCAUGUCCAGCCAGAGCCAGGCGUGCCCGUUCGCACGGGUACGGUGCAAAUUUGUGGCUCCCAACGAAAUCACCCUGAACGAGCACCUGGCCACCGACUGCCAGCGGCACCUUCAGCUCCUUCUGGAAUCGCACACGGGCAGCGGCGACCGUUAUCGGUUGUGGGAUCCACCAGAUAAAAAUAUUGCUCCCGAAAUGAGCACCAAUGACCUGGUCCGCUCGAUGUACGAACGGAUCGUGAUCCUCGAGCAGGAGCUGCACAUCCUCACCAUCAAGCUGUCGAAGCAGGACACACAACUGGCGAAGGUGCACAAAGAGAUCGAUCCGCGCUACAGCGCCGGAGUGCUCCUGUGGAAGAUGGACGAUUUUAGCAGCAAGGUCGAUACGAUGCUCGGCAACAGCAACUGCAUGUUUUAUAGCGGCGAAGCGUACACCUCACCGCACGGCUACAAGUUUUGUGCCCGCAUCAAUGUCUCGCCCCGCACGAAGGAGUUUAUCGGGCUGCACGUGCACCUGAUGCAGUCGGAAAACGAUUACCAUCUCGAGUGGCCGUUCAAGGGGCGGAUCAAGAUAACGCUGCUCAACGUGCGUAAUCCGGAACGAUCGCAGCACGAUACGAUCAUGUCGAAGCCCGAAAUUCUCGCCUUCCACCGGCCAAGCCAGGAGAUCAGCCCUCGUGGUUUCGGGUUUUUGGAGUUUGCGAAGAUCAAGGACAUAUUGACCAAGUUCAUGGAUAGCGACAACGUGGUGGUAAUCAAGAUUGAGAUGAACAUUGUCUAAGGCGGUGGCGAAGGAGAGAAUUCGCUCAUAACCAUUUCAUUCCUUACUGCGUAUCAUUCCAACGUAACCAACCUACCUUACCUUACGUACGCCAGCCAAACGGCGGCCGCUUGCAUAGUCGGCUCCUCCUCGACCACCCAGUUACUUAUCGCUAGCGCGUAUCGAUAUAAUUGUGUACUGUGUUGCAUUGUCUUAGAACGUAGCUGCUUGGACCGCGUGUGGAUCUAUUGAUCGUGUAGGUUACGCUCCUUAGUUUUAACGUAAGCUAUUUAGUAGCCGCAUUAGCGAUAGCGACGAGCCGUCGUUGUGUACCUUCGAUUCGGCUGCAGAUCUGAUUGUGCCAAACUCGCCAUGCCCGUUUGAACCAUUGUAAGGUAUUUUAUGGAUAAGUAUUGCCCAUCUCACCUAGAAUCUCUCUUUUAAUGCAACUGCCGGACGCUCGUAAAACAUCUGCAAUAUUUGAUGCUUCUUUCUUUCACCCUACUACACCCGCACCACAUUCCACCGAAACCAUCCUCAACAUGGCCAAAACGAAAAAAGGAGAGAAAAAAACUUCAUCGCGUAACAGAUCGAGGGUUCUAAAAGCUUUUUUGUUGACAAUUUUAGAUGUUAUAUACAACAAUACAGGAAUUUUCGAACGUGAUAGAAAAAAAACGGGCAGGAAUCAUAACCUAAACAAAAGUGUACUCAACGUGAUGCGCACAAACAACAGACCCGGGCGGGGACUGUGGUGGUGGUACGUCGUGUUUUGUAGUUCCACCGUAAACGUAAAUGUAUCCGUACGGAAAACACAGUAGAAUGCGGAAACGGGGAUAAAUAAACGUGUAUAAAAAGGAAAACAAGCGAACCGCAAAUGCGUCAGCGUUCGACUGCGUGCCUCCCAAACACUCCCUCCGGCGCCAGAGUU